Molecule: messenger RNA, 1108 nt
Organism: Owenia fusiformis
Lineage: Eukaryota; Metazoa; Annelida; Polychaeta; Sabellida; Oweniidae
Source: the annotation of a GenBank genome assembly
CAAUGACUUCUCCGAAGUGAGACACAGUAUUGAUCCGUAGCUCUCAAACAAAUAUCGUCAAUAUAUACAACCAACGCCUAUUCUUUAGAUCAGUCAAUAACACAAAGCCGCCAGAAUAUGUCAGGUACACGCAUAUAGUGCACUAGAAAUGUUUAUAUAGGUGUUUUAUUAAGUAUUUCUAUGAUUGAUGAAUACCUGUAGAUAAAAGUAAUAUUAAGUAAAGGCCUAGGACUGAAAAACAUGAAAAAACUUAUUGAAUACGCUUCAACAUACAGCCGCCAUUGGAAUACUUCACAUUAUGUAGCUGACAUCUGAAUCGUAAUAACUCAAAAAUAAUCAUACCAUUGAUUAAUAGCAGCACGAAAAAAUUGAUAAAAUGGCGGACACUUGUAUUCCAGGCUCGGACCCACUGGAAAUCUCUUCAGCAAUCCAUAAGCUUAUCACGUCGCCACAUGACAAAGAUGAGGUCAUCGAUCUUCAAUUGUCUCCUGAGAAACGAAGAUGGCUCGUAUUUGGAAUAACAUUAAAUAAUACCAUAGCACCCUGUCUUCGCCAGUACGUCGACCCAAUAGUAAAACGUGCAUUUUCUAACCUGACGUCUGCACAACUACACAGAAUGACGUCUUACAAGAACAAACAAUCACUUGAAUAUCGGAAUAUAAACAAUAAUGCAUUGGUACAGUGGAACAAACAGCAGCACGUACACAAACUUCAAAACCACGUCGAUUUCUCAAAAUUAUUUUUGAGAUUUGGAAUGGCAAAAUACACUGCAUUCGACGAAACGUGCGACCCCUCUGCGUUACUUAAUCUCAUUAUACAAAUGGAUGACUUUCCGAGCAUUGUUCGGCCGAUAGCAGACACCAUUCGUAUGUUUCGAAAUGACUGGGGUCAUUGUGAUUUUACUAAUUGGACUGAGUCGUACUAUUUAGACGCCUUUGCCAAUAUGGAAAAGUUUAUUCGAAGUCUGCAAUUAUCACCCAGUGAGAAAGAAAAGAAAAUCCUAUCUGAGCUAACAAAAUGGCAAAAUGAUGGUAUACGAUUCUUCUCAACGCCAUGGGUAGACGCCAAGCUAUGUGAGAAAAUCCAAUACGAAGUCAAAACACUUGCC